GUCAAUUCAGGCCUCCUCGGCAGCUUCCUUUUUUAACAGGGCCUCCAUCCUUUGGCUUCGCCAAUUACAGGAAAGGCUGCCUCCUUCUGAUAUGCGAUCUCACCAGGACAUCAACAAGAUCCUAGCUGCUGUUGAGUUCUCUGCUGAUGCUACUCUGAAUGCGGCAAGGUUUUCAGCUAAGGCUAUCGGGGCUUCAGUCACUUCUCGUAGGCUCCUGUGGCUUCGUCAGUGGCAGGCAGAUGUUCGGAACAAGUGGAGACUGGCUUCAGCUCCUUUCUCGGGGAACUAUCUCUUCGGCCCAGCCUUGGACCCACUCCUCAUUGAGACGAAGGAUCAUCGCAAGAUUCUGCCCGCCUUAUCGAGAAGAUCUGAUCCUCGUCAGCAGGGUUCCUUUCGAAGCCAUUCCUUUCGCUCCGACUUCUCUUCCUUCCAGUCCAGGCCUCAGCGGUACCCUCAGCCCAGGGGCGGACAACAGCAGGAUUUCCAGGAGCACGUCAGAGGCCAGAGUCCCCUUGACUCCUCAAGUUCUCCAGUCCUUGGCAUGGUGGACCUCUCCGGCUCUUGCUCAGGGAUGCCUGUUCAGAGUGCCUCAACGCGUGAGCAUCACCACGGACGCGAGCCUCUUCGGAUGGGGGGCUCACCUGGGGUCUCAGCUGGCCCAAGGGCAGUGGUCGGUCCAGGAGAGGGGACUUCACAUCAACAUCUUGGAGCUCAGAGCCAUCUUCCGAGCUCUUCGCAAGUUCGCUCCUCUCCUUCGAGGUCUGGAUGUCUUGAUCAGAACAGACAACGUAGCUGCCAAGGCCCACAUCAACCGGCAAGGAGGGACCCGCUCCAAGGCUCUCAUGAGGGAGGCAUCUCGUCUCUUCAGGUGGGCGGAGAGUCACUUGGCAUCCAUCCACACCUCUCACAUCUCAGGGUCAGCAAAUGUUCAGGCGGACGCUCUCAGUCGAUCGGUGGUGGACCAGACGGAGUGGAGCCUCGAUCCACUUCUGUUCCAGGACAUCGUGCAUCGCUUCGGCCUUCCAGCAGUGGACCUCUUCGCGUCCGAAUCCAACCACCAGCUUCCGAGGUUUUACACGAGAUUUCCUGUCCCGGGAGCCGAAGCUGUGGACGCCUUGAUCAGCCCGUGGCCUUGUGGUCUUCUUCUCUAUGCUUUCCCACCUCUUCCCCUCAUCUCCAGGGUCAUCAGGAAGCUGUUGCAGGAACAAGCCGAGCUCAUCCUUCUGGCUCCCUUCUGGCCCAGACAACCGUGGUUUGCGGAUCUGAUGGCUCUCUCUGUUGCUCCCCAUUGGCAGAUCCCGGCCGACAAAAUAUCUCUGUGGCAGGGCUGUCUAGCUCAUCCAGACCCUCAGUGGUUCCGGCUGACCGUCUGGAGGUUGAGCGGUUCCUCCUGUCAUUAG
Molecule: messenger RNA, 1400 nt
Organism: Pantherophis guttatus
Lineage: Eukaryota; Metazoa; Chordata; Lepidosauria; Squamata; Colubridae
Source: RefSeq, a predicted model, not a curated record